Molecule: messenger RNA, 3150 nt
Organism: Mus pahari (shrew mouse)
Lineage: Eukaryota; Metazoa; Chordata; Mammalia; Rodentia; Muridae
Gene: Lvrn
Product: laeverin
Exons: 20
Coding region: 151-3120 (989 amino acids)
Biological process (GO): proteolysis; peptide catabolic process
Cellular component (GO): cytoplasm
Molecular function (GO): peptide binding; zinc ion binding; metalloaminopeptidase activity
Source: RefSeq, a predicted model, not a curated record
AGUCCCAGUCUUCUCAGGCUCCUAGAGGAGGAGAGACAGAACAAGAGCGGAGGGACUGGGAAGGGGUCCCAUCCUUGCACAUCCCGUCCUGGCUUUAACCCGCUGUCUCUGUCUCUAGUCUGCGGAUCUCUCCUACCCCAGUCUCCUGCCAUGAGCCCUCCUUUCAGCUCAGGCAUCUAUGUGAGCCGCAGGGUGGCCCUGCUGCUGGCCGGGCUGACAGCCGUGCUCCUGCUGGUGCUAGUGGCUCUGGCUGCCUUGUAUGGCAGCUGCGCGCACAUCCAGUCUUCGGAGCAGGAUAACCCCUGGGCGAAGAACACCUCAUUGUGGCCUCCCGGCGGCCAGGAGUUGGCGCUACCAACCCCUGCACAGGAGCCCACAGUGGGGACGUCCCAAGACUUGGGACCUCCGUCGGGGCCCUGGGAUCAUCUGCGCCUGCCCCCCUGGCUUGUCCCACUUCACUAUGAUCUGGAGCUGUGGCCCUGGCUGCAGCCGGAUAAGCUGUCCCCACCGAAUUUGACCUUCACAGGUCGCGUGAACAUCACUGUACGCUGCACAGCGGCCACCUCAAGAUUGUUGCUGCAUAGUUUCCUUCUGAAUUACAAGCAAGUGGAAGUGUGGGGUCCUCUGGCCCCGGACCCUAGGAACGCCACUGUAGGCCGCGUGCCGGUGGAGAAGGUGUGGUUCGCGCCGGACAUGCAAUUCGUGGUGCUGGAUCUGGGCCAAUCCUUGGAGCCAGGUAGCAGUUAUGAACUGAAUUUCGACUUCUCUGGCCAGGUGCUUCAGGUUGGCUUAGAAGGGCUCUUUCUGAACCUCUACCACGAUGAAGAUGAGCUCAGAGCCCUGGUAGCAACUCAAAUGGAACCAACAUUUGCCAGGCAUGUUUUCCCUUGUUUUGAUGAGCCAGCUCUAAAGGCAACUUUUAAUAUUACAAUUAUCCAUCAUCCUGGAUAUGCGGCUCUUUCCAAUAUGCCCCAGCUGGGUCAGUCUGAAAGAAUCGAUGUGAAUGGAAGCAGAUGGACUGUCACUUCCUUCCAUACCACACCCCGCAUGCCAACGUACCUCGUUGCCCUUGUUGUAUGUGACUUAGACCACGUCAGCAGAACUGAGAGAGGCAAGGAGAUACGUGUCUGGGCCCGGAAAGACGACAUUGCAAAUGGAUAUUUAGACUUUGCUGCAAACGUCACAGGCCCCGUCUUCUCCUUUCUGGAGGAUCUAUUUAAUAUCAGUUAUCGGCUUCCAAAAACAGAUAUAGUUGCCUUGCCUAUUUUUGCCAGCGGCGCAAUGGAGAACUGGGGCCUGUUGAUAUUUGACGAAUCGUCCCUGCUCCUGGAACCGGAGGAUGAGCUAACAGAGAAAAAAGCUAUGAUCUUGAGCAUCAUCGCCCACGAGGUUGGGCACCAGUGGUUUGGAAACCUGGUGACCAUGAGCUGGUGGAACAAUAUCUGGCUCAAUGAAGGCUUUGCAUCUUAUUUUGAACUUGAACUAACUAACUACUUCUAUCCUAAAGUUCCCAUGAAUAUGAUCUUUUUUUUUACCAUCUUACACGGUAUCCUCGGAGAAGAUCAUGCCCUGGAGUCUAGAGCUGUGUCCACCGCAGUGGAAAAUUUCACAGAAACAAGCGAAAUAAACAGACUCUUUGACUUAUAUACUUACAAGAAGGGGGCGUGCAUGGCCUGGAUGCUUGCUAGUUUCCUGAGUCAGCACUUGUUUAUCAACGCACUUAAGUCUUAUUUGGAGACAUUUUCUUACUCAAAUGCAGAGCAAGACGAUCUGUGGAGACAUAUUCAAAUGGCCAUAGGUGAGCAGAGUGUAAUUCAUUUGCCAGCAACAGUAAAAAGCAUAAUGGACAGCUGGACACACCGGGGUGGCUUUCCUAUCAUCACAGUAAAUGUGUCUACGGGCGUCGUUAAACAAGAGCCGUUUUAUCUCGACAAGGUGGAAAAUCAGACCCUUCUAAGCCACAAUAGUACAUGGAUUGUCCCUAUUUUUUGGAUGAAGAAUGGAAUCCCACAACCUUUAGUCUGGCUAGAUAAAAGCAACAUGAUGUUUCCUGGAAUGAAACUUUCAGAUUCUGGCAGUGACUGGGUGAUUUUAAACUUCAAUGUGACUGGAUAUUACAGAGUUAAUUACGACGAGUUAGGCUGGAAGAAGUUAAGUCAGCAACUUGAAAAGGAUCCUAAGGCCAUUCCUGUCAUUAACAGGCUGCAGCUGGUGAGCGACGCUUUCGCCUUGACUAAAAACAAUUAUAUUGAGAUCGAGACGGCACUUGAUUUAACCAAGUACAUUGCUGAAGAAGAUGAAAUCCUGGUGUGGUUUGAAGUCUUGGUGAACUUGAUAAACAGGGAAGUUAUUUAUGAUGUGAACAACUAUGCUUUAUACCCUCUAUUGAAGAAGUAUUUACUAAAGAGAUUUAACUCAAUAUGGAAUACUUAUUCAGCUAUAAUUCGAGAAAAUGUGGCAUCAUUACAAGAAAAUUAUUUAUCUCUACUUUCACUGGAAAAGAUUUUUGAAACUGCCUGUUGGUUGGGUCUUGAAGACUGUCUCCAGCUGUCCAGAGAGCUCUUCAGAAAGUGGAUGGCUCAUCCAGAGACAGCAAUACCUCCUCAGAUUGAGAACGUGGUCUUAUGCAGUGCCAUUGCUCUGGGGAGUGAUGAGGACUGGGACUUUUUGUUUAAUCUUUACAUCAAUACGACCGAGGAAGAGGUCGAGAGCCGCCGUCUUGUUCACGCGAUGAGCUGCAGUAAAGAUCCAUGGAUACUUAACAGAUUUAUGGAGUAUGCCAUCACUGCGGUUCCCUCCAAUUUUAGUGAAACAAAUAUAAUAGUCACUGUAGCAGCAUCUGAAGUUGGCCGGUAUAUUGCAAAGGACUUUCUAGUGGACAACUGGGUAGCUGUGACUGAAAGGUAUGGAACUCAUUGGCUGGAUGCUCUAGUGCAUGUCUUAGGGAGGACCGUCAGUACAGAUCAACAGGUCACGGAGUUGCAGCACUUCCUCAGCACCGUGUUGGAGGAGCACCAGAGGGUUGCGGCUCACGCCAAAUUACAGGCAAUGAAGGCGAAGAAUCUGCAAAACAAGAAGAGAAUCGCCAGGGUGGUUGAGUGGCUUCGGAAAAACACGUAAUCUGUGGCUUCUUGCAGGAUGCUUCUUGCA